Symbiodinium natans is the source of this 1050-nucleotide messenger RNA. Lineage: Eukaryota; Dinophyceae; Suessiales; Symbiodiniaceae. The record is from the annotation of a GenBank genome assembly.
AUGGAUGAUUCCGGGGACAGGGGCAAGAAGAGGGCCAGAUCUGCGCCACCUCCACCUGCAGCGGCUGUGGGGCCACUGUCAGUGGUCGUGGCCGCAACCGCCCUGCUGAUGGAGGUCGUGGUCGUGGUGACAGUAGUGGACGUGGGGGUAUGUGAUAUUUUCCUUGUACGCAGCUUUGACAGACUGCUGGCGGAUAUCGCAGACAGACCAAACCUACCUGAUGGUGAUGCAGCUGCAGCAGCCGCUGAGGAAGCACUGAAUGAUAUGCUCGGACUCGGCCGUGAGUCAGAUGAUGAUGGUACACCAGCAGCUGCAGCAGGUGCAGCGCGAGGUUCGUCUGCUCCCGCUCCCGGUGGGCCAAGUCCGCCAACGCCUGUGCCAUCAAGACCCGCUGAUGCCAAUCCGGGGCAGCACUGUGACCCGCUUCCCGCAGGACCACCGGGGUCGAGUGCUGAUGGCGGGCCACUGCCUGCCAAUGCAAAGGCAAAGGCGAAUGGAUGCAUUCAUUCCGCUGGACCGUCUAGUCCACAUGCGCCAAGUCGUGCUGGUGGGCCACCAGUCCCAUGUCCUGCCAAGGCCAAGGCCGAUGGAUACGUUCUUCCCGCUGCACCGCCUGCUGGCGCCCAUGGGGCCAAGGCCAACGCUGUGCCCACACCAACGGUCAAAGCGGCCAGAGCGGCCCCGAUUGGACACCCGGCACCAAUGCCAAGUCCUCCCCGGCCCGGACCAGCGCACGAGGCGCACGCCCCACCUGCUGGACUAGACCCCGCCCGUGAGGCCCAUGGGGUCAACGCCGCCCUGCCCGGACCAACAGCACCAGCGGCCCCGAUUGGACACCCGGCACACAUCGGUGUUGGCCUUGGCAAUGGAUCUGGAUCACCAAUGAACGUGCACGCGGCAAAUGGGCAGAUGACGAUGCCGCUUGCGUAUGUGAAUGUGCCACACGUCCUCCAGCAGCAGCCAAACACUGGUGGCUUCAGGGUCAAUGUCAGUAUCGAGGUGGUCAUUCGACCCUUGCCGCCGCCACGGGAGCCGGAUGCAGAAGCAUGA